Vigna unguiculata (cowpea) is the source of this 639-nucleotide messenger RNA. The record is from RefSeq and is a predicted model, not a curated record. NCBI's taxonomy places the organism in Eukaryota, Viridiplantae, Streptophyta, Magnoliopsida, Fabales, Fabaceae.
AUGUGGUGGCUAACGCUUAAGCAGAGAAGCGGUUCACGCAUCUCAUAUGAUGGCAAGGAGUUAGACUUGGUGGAACAGUUCAAAGACAUGCUUGCAGGUGGUUUUAGUGAGGGAGUCAUUAGAUGUACCCAUCUCACGGUGUCUAGUGAUUUCCUUACCCUGCUAAAAGAAAGGCAACUAUCUGACCCCAAGCUUCAGAGGACGAUAGAGUUACUUCGCACCGAGAAGGCCAAGGACUUUGUGAUAGGGGGUGAUGGGGUGUUGAGAUUCAGAGGCAUGGUCUGCAUACCUGAAGACUUAGAGCUGAAAGGUAUGAUUCUUGAGGAAGGGCACAAGAGCCAUUUUAGCAAGACCCAGAAGGCUAAGGCAGAGCAUCAGAGACCGGGAGGGAUGCUACAACAGCUUGAGAUACCGGAGUGGAGAUGGGACAACAUUGCUAUGGACUUUGUCACCCAUUUACACGGACCUGAGAUCGUGAGGUUGCAUGGUGUGUCGUCGAGUAUAGUCUCUGAUAGAGACCUACGAUUCACCUCCCGCUUCUGGCAGACGUUGCAGGAUGCUAUAGGUAGUAGGUUGGUUGUGAGCUCUGCUUAUCACCUCAGACUGAUGGGCAAUCCGAGAAACCAUCCAGUCUCUUGA